UAGAAGGUUAAAGCUGGCUAGGUUUCAGUUUCGUGUAUACGUUAUGAAAAAUCUUUUUAAAGUAAUUAUUUUAUUUUAUCAGUAAAUUAUUACGCUAUUUUAACAAAAUGGUAGUUUUCGUUAGAGCUGGACCAGCAGAAAUUUUGCGAAGUGCUCAGAAAGACAAAGCGUUGAUUAACGAAAUUCAAAAAAUGUUUGAAGAUGUUGCUCUGGAAUUUGGAGGACCAAGAUUUUCCAUGAAGUAUAAACGUCUCAUAUCAGGAUUUAGUAGUAUGUUCUAUUACUACAAUACUACCAUGAGUGGCCUUCAGACUAUUGGAGAGGAGUACACAGGCAUAGUACAAGUCAACAGCACAUUACGAUCCAUCCCACGAUAUUUUAAUAGAUUUUUAAUGUCAUUGUUUGAAUCAUUCGGCAUGCUGAUGGUGUUGGUAUGCUGCAAGAAUGUGGAAAAAUAUAUUAAGGAAAAUAAUGACAUAUUACCAGAGGCAAAAGGGCGAUUGCUGAAGAUGUUGUUAAUUUUUAAAAGUUUGUUACCGCACAUUGAUACUAUCCACAAGGCGUACUUUUUCUGUAAUUGGGGCACAUACCAUCUAAGCCAGAGACUGACUGGUAUUCACUAUAUAUUAUCCCGAUUUUGGCUUAAAGAUAGACAGUCGAUUCCAGCUUUUAGAGUAUUAGGAGGAAUCACAAUGAUCCAGUUGCUCAUAACAAGCACAAUCGCUAUUAUGAAGAAUUACAAUGUUAAGUUGCCAGCAGGAGAAAGUCAAAUGGUGCAAGCUAAAAAUUUAUCUGAACAUAGAAAAUGCGCAAUGUGUUUAAGCACAUACCAGAAUCCGUCAUGUACACCAUGUGGGCAUAUAUUUUGUUGGAACUGCAUUUUAGAAUGGCUCCAGUCCGAAAACCAAUGCCCCAUAUGUAGGGAACCAACAGUUCCCUCUAGAAUCGUCUGUUUAAAAAAUUACUUUUAAACUAUAACUGUGACCUGACCAAAAACUGUGAUAUGCUGUUAAAAGCUUGUUUUUUACUAGCUUGUUUGUAAUAUUUUAUGAAGAAAUAAAUAUUUUUAAUUUAAAAAACUUGAAAACAUUUCUUGUAAUUAAUCAAUUUAUAAAAUACAAUUUUUAAACACUUUCUCCUCUUCAACAGCACUGAUCAAUAAAUUCACUACUCAUAAAAAAUACACAACACCUACAAAUUUAGAUAUUUUCUAGUUCUGUAUUAAUAUUUAUUAUUAUUAAUCAUACCUUUAUUAAUAACUGUUUACCAAUAAACAAAGUUCAGUUUUU
Molecule: messenger RNA, 1289 nt
Organism: Cimex lectularius (bed bug)
Lineage: Eukaryota; Metazoa; Arthropoda; Insecta; Hemiptera; Cimicidae
Product: peroxisome biogenesis factor 10-like
Exons: 4
Coding region: 108-971 (287 amino acids)
Biological process (GO): protein import into peroxisome matrix
Cellular component (GO): peroxisomal membrane
Molecular function (GO): zinc ion binding
Source: RefSeq, a predicted model, not a curated record